CGUAGGUGGUAUCGUGGGGAGCGCUAAUGUAUUAUGCUAUUGACAACUGAGAGUUUAGAACUCAGUUUGACCAUGAUCAGUUAGUAGUCUGAAUCAAUGUUAACGCCACAAUAGGUUCUGACGUCGACGAUAUCUGGGAGGCGCCGACCGUCGAUAAAAAAUUAUUCAAUUUGUGUUUCCGUUCGCUGAGGUGACCUACAAGUGUAACGACACGAGGACAGUGAUCAGCCGCCUCUGACAUGGGGAACAGACGCUGUUUUGGGGCGUCAGACGCUCGGAUGGGCCCCCUUCCGUGUCAGCAUACGACCAAGAUCCAACCGGGGUUGGUUACCCGAUUUUCACUAUGGUUGUUCGUACCCCAGUCGACACCGCAAAAGGUACACGAAGUACCGAUGAUACGCUUAGUUCAGUCGGUUACCUACCUCGGCAACAUCUAUAAUACUUCACUAUUUCAUGCGUGACCAUUGCAGUGAAUUCUACUUGUUCACUUGACUGCCUUUGAGUCACCAGUUCAAUGGAUAGCAUCGACUUGCGAGGCACGCUAGGUUUGGCGCAGGCCAAAACUCGUCCGAAAAAUAUUUUCGAUGGUUUCACUAACCGUUCAGCUACUGUGAAAAGAACUCGUCAACAAAAGUAUGUUACCCGAGAAUCGAAGUCGGUAGCAGGGUCAGCGGUGGGAAUCAGUCUAGUCGAUCAGUUUGGUUAUCUGCAAAUCCAGCAUCGUGAGUUGAUAGACAAGUAUAAUGAAUUGGAACGAAGUCACAAGAAUGUUGAAAAUCGCUGCGUACAGCUUGCGACGGAGAAUACACAGCUGAGGGAAUCCUAUGAUGAGCUGCAGGAUAGUUAUAAUAAUUUGCUCGGAUCGCAGAAAAGCUUCAAUGCUGGCAAGUUGUUUGUGUACUUGAAGCUGAAACGACGGACGGACAAGGAGACACUCGUCCAGCGCAAUAUCAUCAAAAAUGAAGCCUGCUUCAAUACCAAUCUCGUAGAUGUAAUCUUUCAUGAGACACUUGGCAUUCCUAAGAUUAUCGUUGAAUGUGUGACAAUUGUCGAAUCGAGUGACAAAUUCAUGAAGUCUGUAGGGCUAUACCGGGUUUCGGGGAAUCACAAUACCAUUCAGAAUUUGCGGUAUGACAUCAAUGCAGAUAAUUAUAAAAAACUUCGGAAGCAAAAAACUCCUCACGAAGUGUGCGGAAUUUUGAAACUCUUCUUACGGGAACUCAAGGAUCCUAUCAUUCCUUUAAAACCAUUGAACCAAAUCAUUCCAGGCCCAUCGGAUAUGAUACAUCAAAGAUCGCUGAAGGUAUUGGAGUUGAUAAACUCGUUGGAUGAGACAAGGAAAAGUAUAUUGCGCUAUUUAAUGAGACAUUUGAAAAGAGUCGCUGCAAUUAAAGAGAACGAAAUGGACUCCGUAGGUCUCGGCAUUCUGAUGAGUUCCUGCAUUUUCAACGAAACACUUACUGACGUAUGUCCGGAGCGGUUUGAAACGAUAUGCGCAGUACCUCGAGAGUGUGUUAUUACUAUGAUUGAUAACUACGAAGAGAUAUUUGGAAAAUAAAUGUUAAAAUCUAGUG
Toxorhynchites rutilus septentrionalis is the source of this 1574-nucleotide messenger RNA. RefSeq names its product WW domain-containing protein tag-325-like. Gene Ontology annotation, cellular component: cytoplasm. Bases 515 to 1558 code for a protein of 347 amino acids. The record is from RefSeq and is a predicted model, not a curated record. The transcript is spliced from 8 exons. Gene Ontology annotation, biological process: signal transduction; regulation of GTPase activity. NCBI's taxonomy places the organism in Eukaryota, Metazoa, Arthropoda, Insecta, Diptera, Culicidae.